CCACCACUCAUUCGUUCCGCGACGCGUCAUCUUACCGGCCGGCUUCACCCGGGCUCAUUCUCACCGCGUCAGUUAACCGCAUCGCACCCGACGAUUUCAACAUGACGGAAAGCACAGAAACCCCCGCGGCUGCAGCCCCAGAAAAGACUCCCACUGAAAAUGGAACCACCGAUACCCCCCCGGAGGAAGCUCCAGAGAAGGCUACCGAGGAGAAGGAAAAGGAAGCUGUUCCUCCGCCCAAAGAGAUGCGCGCCGUGGUGCUCACCGGCUACGGAGGCUUGAAGACUGUCAAAAUCCUUAAAAAGCCAGAACCCACUGUUGGAGAAGGCGAGGUGCUCAUUCGUGUUAAAGCUUGCGGACUGAACUUCCAAGACUUGAUCGUGCGACAGGGUGCCAUCGACUCCCCUCCCAAGACCCCCUUCAUCCUCGGCUUCGAAUGCGCUGGCGAGAUCGAACAAGUCGGCGAAGGUGUCACCAACUUCAAAGUUGGCGACCAAGUGGUGGCUCUCCCGGAAUACAAAGCCUGGGCUGAGCUGGUCUCCGUGCCAGCGCAGUACGUGUACGCGCUACCCAACGGCAUGUCUGCUCUGGACGCGGUCGCUGUCACCACUAACUACCUGGUGGCUUAUCUGCUCCUCUUCGAAAUGGCCAACCUGAGCCCUGGCAAGAGCUUGCUGGUCCACUCCGCUGGUGGCGGCGUGGGUCAGGCUGUGGCGCAGCUGGCGAAGACUGUGGAGAACGUGACCGUGUUCGGAGUCUGCUCAAAGAGUAAACACGAGGCUUUGAAGGCAAACAACAACAAUAUCGAUCAUCUGCUGGAGAGGGGCAGCGAUUACACCAGUGAAGUCAGGAAAGUGUCCCCCGACGGCCUGGACAUCGUGCUGGACUGCCUCUGCGGCGAGGAAUGCAACCGCGGGUACUCUCUCCUCAAGCCCAUGGGCCGGUACAUCCUUUAUGGAUCGUCAAACAUCGUGGCCGGUGAAACCAAGAGCUUUAUAAGUGCUGCUCGCACAUGGUGGCAAGUGGACAAGGUGUCGCCGAUCAAGUUGUUCGACGAGAACAAGAGCCUGGCGGGUUUGAACUUGCGACACCUGCUAUUCCAGCACGGACGCACCGACUACGUCCGCCGCGCCGUCGAGAAUGUCUUCUCUCUAUGGGGAGAGGGAAAGGUCAAGCCUCUGGUCGACUCCACGUGGGCGCUAGAAGACGUUGGUGAAGCGAUGCAGAAGAUGCACGACCGCAAGAACAUCGGCAAACUCGUGCUUGACCCGUCCCUAGAGCCGAAACCCAAGCCCGCCACCCCUGCCAAGGGCAAAGCCGGCAAGGAGAAGAAACCCGCCAAAGAGAGCUCGGAGGAGAAGAAAGAUAAGGACGCCAAGGAGGAGGAGAAGAAAGAGAACGGUGAGAAGAAUGGUGAAGAACCGCUCACUAACGGUAACAGCGACGAAGAGUCCAAGGAUAAGGAGAAAGAGUCAAGCUGAAUUGUUUCCCGCGAGGACUGAACAAGACAAACCACCGCCAAUUGUUUAUUUUAGAGUUCGAAGCCGCUCGUCCUACGCCGCUGGCUGCGCAUGCGCGCGGCAACUCAUUACGUUGCACGAUGUUCUUUACGUCUAAUUCAUAAGUCUGAUCACAACAUUGUUCGAUCUCAACACUACCAACAUCACAAUUUAUCUACUUAUAUGCAUAAUGCCCCUUAUGAACCACAGAUAAGGCAAAAAAACUGCCAAACAAACAACAUGUUUUUCUCAGUCGCUCGCGAUUUCGUAAACUACCAGUGUAUGUAAUCACAUUGUUAAAUAAAAUUCAACUGUGGGAACGAUACGGUAGUCAUUGUUCAUCUGCAUUUUUCAAUAGCGAGUGACAGAUGAGUUAGUUUGUUUUUUUAUUGGCUCUUAGGUUGGCAGUAGCAUUACCAACUUAAGGAUCGAACAGUGUUGACUAGUUUUAUUUGUCUGACACAUUAUUUUAUUCGUUAAACAACAUGUGUUUAAAAGAUGAAAUUCGAUAAGCGACAGCGAAAUUACAAUGAAUUUAUAUUUUACUCAUUUCUUCAUUGCAUUAAUUUGGCCUAAGUUAGGAAUUGUUUCUAAACUUACGAGUCUUAUUAUAGUUUAAGAUUUUAUUUUUAAGAUGAGAUAUUUUAAUCUGCAGUUAUUUUGAAUGGCUAUUAUAUAUCUAAGGUGCAGAGAUGCUUAAUCUUUAUGUAUGUUAAGCUUUAAUAUUUUAUUAGUAAAUGUUUAAAAUUGGCCCCGCGGCCGAGCGCUCGCUCGUCUCCCUCACCGAUACUCCGACUCAACUUGAACGAAGAAACCUUGCGUGUGAUAUUUUGUAGUAGGUAUGCUAGAUGUUUUGCGGUAGGUAUUUUAUGCAGCCUAUACAUGACAUGUUAUUUUUUUUAAUUUUGAGCUUAAAUAUACAAUUAUUUUAUAUUUUUUAUACUUAGAAGUUUUGUAAAUUAUUUUCUAGUUAGGAAGAGAGUUGUCGAAAUUAAUUUAGCCAUCAGUUGCGUGACACGGCACGUCGCCUCGCUCUCGCCUCAACUGGACGAGCUUAUGUGGAAAUUGUGAAAUAUUUUUGUGGCUAAAAUAGACUCGAUGUCACCUACGAUGUAAUAAGUCAUAUUUUUGUAAAACAAUCGACUGUAAACGGUCUCAUAUACUUAUAGCUUUUUAUGUAUCUUUACACAAAUAUCACAUAUCUAAUCAAACUUUCACACGAUGUGUAUUAGGAGUAAUAUUUUGAUACCAAUAUUCACUGCAUUUCUUUUAUACCUAGCAUAUAUUUGUCUACUAUUAUUUUCGUAAGGUUGUAAGUAACGUUUACCGCCAUAAUGUACAUGGUUUAGGUAUAUGUACCCAGUACUCUAAAUGUUUUAUCUAUAUAACACAUAUCAAGCGGAUAUAGUAAAGUGAUCCUGGAGCUGCUCAAGCGGGCGCGCGCGCAGGCCCGUUCCGCAGGCCUCACUUAUUUGACUCUUUACAAUUUUUAUAAACUUUUUACCCUUUUGGAACGUUUUUGUUGAGCGCGUCCUGCGCACGGGCUCCACAACGACCCCACAGCCGUAGUUAGCUUUUGUACCAGUGUUGUAGCUAGGACCGGAAGAUGGCGCCACACGCGCCCUUCUCGUACGGUGGCUUGCUGCUCUCUAUCGCGUACGCGGAACAACUCGCUUCAGCGUCUCGGACCAAUAUCUUAAAGCUACUUUAGUCUUCUUAUAACGAUAUCCUUCGCUUUGUGUGUCAAAUAUGUGCGAAUUUCUUGUAAUGUAAACAUUAUAAUAUAAAAUCUUGUGUAUAUCGACCUGUAUAAUGGUUUAGAAUAUCUCUGACUUUUCUUCUAUAAGGAUAUUUGAGAAAUUCAAUAGUAAUUCGGAGGGCUGGCGUGACCGCGCUGACGCGUGUCCAAAUUGUUGUAGGUUAGUAUCCGAAUGAUGCCAAUAUUUUAUAUCGAUGUCCAGAAUCCGCGCCGUCACGCCGGCCGCCGCCAGACUGGGUCGUUAUUGUAUUACACAUUUAUUUUUAUAAGGGCGGGCCAGUGUGAUAUCUAUACUAUGAAAUGGAUAAAUAAAUAUGUAUGAUCUGUAAAAAUGCUUA
Molecule: messenger RNA, 3596 nt
Organism: Plodia interpunctella (Indianmeal moth)
Lineage: Eukaryota; Metazoa; Arthropoda; Insecta; Lepidoptera; Pyralidae
Product: synaptic vesicle membrane protein VAT-1 homolog-like
Exons: 9
Coding region: 102-1481 (459 amino acids)
Molecular function (GO): oxidoreductase activity; zinc ion binding
Source: RefSeq, a predicted model, not a curated record